AUGGUAAUCCUGCAGGAAGUUGCUGCACGGGUAGCCGAGCUCCCAACGAGGAACUAUGAGCAAAUCAUAGGGGUGCUGAAGCAAUUGAAGACCAGCGUUGAAGAAAGAAAACAAGUCUGCCUAGUUGAAAUACAAGACGGCUACUCACCGAGCAUGGGCCCUGAACAUAGCCGAACACCCGAGCAUAGCCCCGGACCAAGAGAAAGCACUGGUUUGAUCAACGUAAAGGUCCAGCCCAGAGGCACUUCUGAUCAAGAACCUUCAGGUUACACUUCCUCAAAGGCACAGUUCAAGGUCAGCACAAUAACCACACAAUUCAAGAACACUUCACUAGUCGUUACGAACGGUCGACCGACGGAGCGACCUCCAGACCAGAGCAAGCCAUGUGUACUUGCAAAUACGUCGAAAGACAGCCCGAAACACCACAUGUUUGCACAGUAUCACAGUGAGUCUGAAGAGCGUCCCACUACUCCUCCACCGGAUGCUCAGAUGGGAGAGAAGGGUAUUGGGUGCGACAUCUGUUCCUCUGUUCCUGGGUUCUUGCGGUCUGGCAGUGACGAGAACCACGUGUCGAAGCAUACAGACAAGAAGCCAUGCAAGUCCAAUCUCUGUUCUGCGCAAUUCCGCCAGAGCACGAGCCUGAGGUGUCUGAAGCGAACACAUACGGGAAAGAAGCCGCGCAAGAGUGAUCUCGGCAUUGCGAAGUUCAGCCAGAUUGCGCGCCUGCGGCUUCGCAAGCGAGCACACGCGGACGAAAACCGAUACAAGUGCGAUGUCUGCCCUGCGCAGUUCAGCCGGAGCGGCCACCUACUGUAUCACAGGCGGACACACACGGGCGAGAAGCCAUACAAGUGCGAUGUCUGCGCGGCAAGGUUCAGCCAGAGUGGGAACCUACAGCGUCACAGGCGGACACACACACGCGAGAAGCCAUACAAAUGCGAUGUCUGCCAUGCAGAUUUCAGCAAGAGCGGGCACCUACAGCGUCACAAGUGGACACACACAGGCGAGGAACUAUAUAAGUGCGAUGUCUGCCCUGCGGAGUUCAGUCAGAGACGGAACCUACAGCUGCACAAGCGGACGCACACGGGCGAGAAGCCAUACAAGUGCGAUGUCUGCCGUGCAGAGUUCAGCAGGAGCGGGAACCUGCAGCGUCACAAGUGGACACACACAGGCGAGGAACUAUAUAAGUGCGAUGUCUGCCCUGCGGAGUUCAGUCAGAGACGGAACCUACAGCUGCACAAGCGGACGCACACGGGCGAGAAGCCAUACAAAUGCGAUGUCUGCCCCGCGGAGUUCAGGCAGAGUGGUCACCUGCAGCGUCACAAGCGGAUACACACACACACACGGACGGGCGAGAAGCCAUACAAGUGUGAUGAUAAUUGUGGUCGUGAGUACCACGGUGAUGCUGUGCUAUGGUCUUAUCACAAGUGGAUAGACACAGGCGAGAAGCCAUACAAGUGCGAUGCCGAGUUCAGAAAUAGCACGAAGCUGUGGAACCACAAGUGCAGACACGAGGGCGAGAAGCCAUACAAGUGCGAUGUCUCUCCUGCAGACUUCAGCCGGAACACGAAAUUCAGCCACAGCGUGGGCCUGUGGCAUCACAAGUAG
This is a messenger RNA of Ornithodoros turicata, 1608 nucleotides long. RefSeq names its product zinc finger protein ZFP2-like. NCBI's taxonomy places the organism in Eukaryota, Metazoa, Arthropoda, Arachnida, Ixodida, Argasidae. The coding region runs from base 1 to 1608 and encodes 535 amino acids. The transcript is spliced from 4 exons. The record is from RefSeq and is a predicted model, not a curated record.